AUGGCUACUAGUAGUUCCAAGAGAGAUUCAUCUUCUUCUUCUUCAUCUCGAUGGCACAAUUUUUCCACGAGAAUUUCAACGUCUUUAGCUUCAGCUUUACUCGAAUGGCUAUUGAUCCUUUUUCUCUUUACUAGCGCUGUUUUCUCUUACGUUAUUACUAAAUUCGCUUCUUACUGUAAACUGAAAGCACCGUGUUUAUUCUGUUCAAGAAUCGAUCAUGUGUUAGGUGUUUGUGAAACUUGCAUAUUGUCUGCUGCGAAUGCGAAUCCUGAGAGUUCUAAAUUAUUAGUGGAAGAUGAAUCUGGAUCUGUGUUUACGAGUGAACGGGGACACUGUUCUUGUUGUAGUGAGAGAUUUGUUAUGAAUUGUUAUGAAUCGAGGACUCGGUCUAGGGUUGUUGAUUUUGAUGUCGUGGAUGAUGUUGAAGUUGAGAAAAUAAGUGCGAAAUCGGUUGGAGAUUGCGCGGAUCCUCUGUCGCGUGUAGGUUAUACUGAACUUAAGAUUAGUUCUGAUACUGAGUCUCAAUAUGAAGUUGCUUUGUUAGAUAAUGAGGGUGUAAGUGUACCGGUUCAUGGAAGAGAUGAUACUGAGGAAGAUGUAAGGGUUCCGUGUGAAUAUGUGGAGCUUUGCAGUGUUGAUGAUUCGAAUGAGGAUCUGACUUCCGGGAAGCUUGGGACUUCGGCUUCUGUGUUUGAGCCGUUGUUGUCGGAAUCAAGAAUGCAAGUAGAAAAUAUACACGUUGAUGGUAUCAAAACUGCAGCAGCAGCAGCGGAAAGUGGGAACGGUUUGACAGAACUUAAAUGGCAGAAGAUUGAAAGAAGUGCUGUUUGUCCCUCCCCGAGUGAGGCUACUCCCUUCAAUGAUGUUCCUACAUUAUCGAGUAAAAUCGGAGUGCCUGUCGAAGUAUCAAAGGAAAAUGAUGAUUUUAGAAACGAUGAAGAGGGAUUAACGUCUAAGCAAGGACCCACUGUGGACAGUGAAGAAAAUAUUAAUUCAGGCAAUAAGCUAAUAGCAUCUGAAGGAGGUUUAGAAUCAACCCUUGUUUCUAGUGACAUUGGUCAACAAAAUCUGAAUUCACUUGAUCUUGGGGAUGCUUAUAAGCUAGCUGUCGGUAAUAGAGGAAGACAGUUGUCUGGCAUGCUUGCAGAACAUUGGCUCUGGAAAGAUUCAUCAAGAGUUAAUGAAGAUUUGAAGAUAUUAAUGUCACAAUUCUCUGCCACUCGAGGGACUGAUAUGUCUUUUAGUGAUAUCAGUCCUAGGUUGUCUAUAAAUAGCGAAGAAGCAAAGAGUUCUGAUGUUUCCAACUCAACUGGAAUGCAAAUACUUCAAAAAAUGAUUUCGCUUGAGCGGAAUGAGUCUGGUUUGUCUCUGGAUGGAAGCAUUGUCGGUGAAAUUGAAGGUGAAAGUCCGGUUGACAAGCUUAAAAGACAAGUUGAUCAUGACAGGAAACUUAUGAAUGCUUUGUAUAAAGAGCUGGAGGAAGAAAGAAAUGCUUCUGCAAUUGCUGCAAGUCAAGCUUUAGCCAUGAUCACUAGACUGCAGGAAGAAAAGGCAACAUUACAUAUGGAAGCCUUGCAGCACUUAAGGAUGAUGGAUGAGCAAUCAGAAUAUGAAAUGGAAGCUUUGCAAAAUGCUAACGACCUUCUUGCUGAGAAGGAGAAGGAGAUAGAAGACUUGGAAGCGAAGGUUGAGUUUUAUAGGAACAAUUUCCCUAAUGAAAUGUUGUUGGAGAACACAGUGGAGAAAAACUCUGAAAUGAAGGUGAAAGAUAUUGGAUUGGAUCAUUCACAAUGUACUUUCGUUGAAAAUAAUGAAAGUGUCCCUGAAAAACCAGUUGCUGAAAAUCCUAAUAUCUAUGACAAAACUGACAUUCUACUCACGUCUGCGAAGGAAAAGAAUAUCCAAUCUGUAAAAAGUUCGAUAAUGGAGUUUCAAGACGAAAAGCUAUAUAUUUCCCAACGUUUGAAGAAGUUGGAGAAACAAGUAUACUUUUUUCUGAAUACUCACCAUUCUCAGGAUAAUUUGCCAUAUUCUGAAAAUGUUGGUAACGAAUAUCCAGAAAACUCUGAAAAGUUGGACAAUAAUCUUCUAACAGAGGAUUCUCUUUUGUCGUUUAAAUUAAAUUCAGAUGCCACGAUUGAUGACCCGUCAUCCAAGAAGCUUCCGGUUUGCAAGCAAAAUGGUGAAACUGAAUACUCCGGAGGUUGUUCCCCUGUUCUCUUUGAAAAUAACGAUUUAGCUUCUACUAGAAGUGUGGUUUCCGAUUUUAUGGAAAGGUUACAAGCUCUUGAGGCAGACCAUAGUUUCCUUGAGCAUACUAUCAGCUUACUGAGUGAAGGAGGUGAAGGAAUUAAGUUAUUGCACGAAAUAGCUGACCGCCUGCAGCAAUUACGCAAGAUCGGGAUCAGGGAAAGGGAUCAUCCUGUCGCUUGA
This is a messenger RNA of Vicia faba (fava bean), 2433 nucleotides long. The record is from the annotation of a GenBank genome assembly. Lineage: Eukaryota; Viridiplantae; Streptophyta; Magnoliopsida; Fabales; Fabaceae.